Molecule: messenger RNA, 683 nt
Organism: Mauremys reevesii (Reeves's turtle)
Lineage: Eukaryota; Metazoa; Chordata; Testudines; Geoemydidae
Gene: NPFF
Product: neuropeptide FF-amide peptide precursor
Exons: 4
Coding region: 1-636 (211 amino acids)
Biological process (GO): excitatory postsynaptic potential
Cellular component (GO): dendrite; axon terminus; perikaryon
Molecular function (GO): G protein-coupled receptor binding; neuropeptide hormone activity
Source: RefSeq, a predicted model, not a curated record
AUGGAUGGCACCUGCCUCCCGCUGGUUGCUGGCGAAAGCAGCCUGGCGCCGCGGCCGGCCGAGCACAGGCCGGUUAUUGGGAGCAUCCAUCAGGUGCUGAACGUGACUGUCCCAGUGGGGCCCUGCCGCCCCCUCAGCCUCUGGCGAGCGCAGCUGAGUGGCAGCGAGAUCCAUCACGGGGCUGCGCGGCCUCCGCUGCUGGCGUCGGGCGCUCAAGGGGUGGGGGCAGGGGCCGAGCUGCAGGAGGAGGGGGGAGCGGGAGGUUCUCCAGCGCCCGUGUUCCUGUCUCAGCCCGUCACUGUCACCAGGCCCCAACCGCUUGGUAAAUGGGUUUCAUUAAGCGGGGAAGUGGCGCCGAGGGAGACAGGCGGAAGCGACAAGCAGGAGCGUGAGGAUCGCGCCCUUUGGCCCCUCUCCGACGAGCGCCCGCCGGGCACCCUGCUUCGCUCGCUGCUCGAUGCCCUGCAGCGACCCGGCCGCAGCCCCUCCUUCCUGUUCCAGCCCCAAAGGUUUGGCCGAGAGACCCGGGGGAGCUGGGGCGGCGAGGGCCGGCUCAGCCAGCGGGGCUGGGACUCCAUGGCCUCCCAGUUCUGGAGCAUGGCCGUGCCCCAGCGCUUCGGGAAGAAGAAGAAGUGACUCCGAGGGGCUGCUCGGCCCCAGCACCCCCGGCCCGGAUCGCAGCU